Lichtheimia ornata is the source of this 492-nucleotide messenger RNA. RefSeq lists its product as uncharacterized. NCBI's taxonomy places the organism in Eukaryota, Fungi, Mucoromycota, Mucoromycetes, Mucorales, Lichtheimiaceae. The transcript has 4 exons. The coding region runs from base 1 to 492 and encodes 163 amino acids. The record is from RefSeq and is a predicted model, not a curated record.
AUGCGUUCUCUCGUAUUUGUGUGUUGUACGGUGGUAUUGGCGCUCAAGUGCAUCGUGGUACUUGGACAGGCUCCUGCUGGUUGUACCGAUCAACAAGUCUUCUCUCAAUGCUUGAAAAACGAGGAUAAUUACUUGAAGACGUGCAAGAGUGAUGACUUUGCGUGCUUGUGCAAGUGGAAUAGAGUAAAACUCCAAUGCUGGGAUAAUAGCUGCCCGAAUGAUCCAGCACGAGCGACACAAGCAGGUGUCGUUGAGAAUUAUUGUGGUGUUGCCAAAGCAAAUAGCCCAGCCACCACAGCAGCUGCCUCUUCCACAAUGGCGCAGAGUAGCUCGAAAUUGCCAUCUGCAUCAUCAACAGCUCAACCAACAACUAGCUCCUCUUUGCCUCCUUCCAGUGGAUCUGCAUCCGAAACACUGCAGAUUGCUGACAAGAAAAUCCAUGUGGUAUUCGCUUCUCUUGCUAUUACGCUUUUGCUCACGUACUCGCAUUAA